CUCUGUUGUAGCUAGCGAUCAUCGCUCGUCCCAUUUUCUUCCUUGCUACUCUCCUCCUGUUCUUUACCCUCUCUUGCUCUCGCCAUCAGCACGAGAGAGAGAGAGACAGGUUCGGUGCAAAAAGCCUCAGAGGAUCCAAGAAAGAGGCAUCUCUACUUUCUUCUUUUUUACACUUUUCCCCUACUACACACCCUUCUGGCAACUUUUCUUGCUUCACUCUUCCUCUUCUCAUACAUUCUCUAAUCAUCCAUACGCCCACUCCAUCGCAAACACACAAACACACUGUCAGCAGCCAAAAUCCCAAAUAGAAGACAGGAAAGACAGUGCAUUUGCAUUCAGGAACGACGCCAAGAUGACGGAAGAUCCUCAAACUAUCUGGCUUGAAUGUUACAAGUCAACGCAGGAGCAGGAACGAAACUUGAAGGAGCUGCUGCACCAGAAGGGUGCCACCGGGGUCACCCUUGCUAGGGAUAGAUUGCGUGAAGAAUAUGAGCGACUGAUCCUGAGCAACGUUGUUCUGGCGCAAUCCAAAGAAAUUGAGUCUGCAUUGUGGAAAAAUGUCUUUUACAUUGUGAUCGAUGGUUAUCGACGUAAGCUUGCCACCCUUGGACGCCCUGAAAUCAAUAGCAAUGAACAGCAGGGAAGUAAGGUGGAUAAUCGCAGGAACAGAGAUAGCGGGAGAUCACGUCCACAUGGAACCAAGGGCAAUAAGACACCUGUACCUUCUAUUGAAUACAGAAAGGUUUCGACGAAGUUCAGAGCCUUCCUUCAGGAGGCAACAGGAUUCUACCAUCGGCUUAUUCAGAAUUUGGCAUCUUGCUACGAUCUGAACGAAUCUGGUUCAAGUACCCAGUCAUUCCCAAUUAGUGAUAAGCGUCCUUUGUUGGAAGUCACGGAUACAGCCCGUCAGUGUGCUAUUAGUAGCUGCCACAAAUGUUAUAUUUUUUUGGGCGAUCUUGCUCGAUAUCGACAAACGUAUAGCGAGUCUCCUAAGAAGAACUGGUCUGCUGCUCGUGAUUACUACAAUGAAGCUAGAAAUAUGCUUCCUUCCAGUGGUAAUCCAUACAAUCAACUAGCUGUCAUUGCUACUUUUGCGCCAAAUAAUUUCCUGGCGCUCUAUUUUUACUACCGCAGUCUGGCUGUUCGUCUUCCUUUCAACACUGCUCGCAACAACAUCAAAGUGCUGAUCCAGAAGAUGACAAUGGAUCCUGAUAACGGCAGGAAGUUUGUCAGAGAGGAGAAGCCCAAUGACCGCCAGGCAGCUAAUACCAAGGAUUCGAGCCAGCUGGACGAUUUUCUUUCAAAGUUUAUUCUUUUGCAUGGAGCCUUGUUCAUGAAUUCCUUAGAUAAAUUCGACAGUGGACUAAUGGGCGACACUCUUGAGCAAUUAAUCCUCGAUCGACACAUCGACCCUGACCUAAUGCUCAAGAUUCAAAUCAUUAAUAUGUCGAGCCUAUACACUAAGUGCUAUAUUCCUGAUGAGAGUCAAACAGCGACCCCUCAGCAGCAGAUUGAGUCUGAGAGACAGGCACUUGAGCUCAUUCUUGGAAUGUUUGCGACAAUCCUUCGAUACUCGGUUAAGGAAUUAGGGCAUCAUAGGAACGGUGAUCAAAAGAACAUUGGACGUCCAGCCGAUUUUUUGCCAUCAAAUGUCCAUCGCUCUAUGCCUACACUGAGGCUCACUCUCAAGUGGAUGCAAGUCAACAUUCAUCAUGUCAAGCGUUUAUCGGAUGGUAAUUCGGACGAGAAUAAGAGGCGUUUUCAACUUGACAUCAUCUUGAAUCAUUUGGCAAGAUUUUUGACUCUGCUCGGUCAAGUCCAUCCUUAUACCGAGGACACUAUUUUCUGUCGAGAUGUGCUCAAAGAGGAUGCAGAACUUCAAGGAUUCGCAGCCCUCAAGAGAGCAAUCGACGAACGACCUCUUUCGAUCAUUCCUCCAAGCAGAAUAAGUCCCAAAGCGGAGAUGCAGAUACGCAUCGCCGAUAUGUUUCAGGAUGCUCUUUCGCUUUCCAAAAUUGAUUGGCUUGGUUUUUAUGCCAGACUUACUGAAAUGGAGGGCGGAAAGCAAGGCCUACGUUUCUCAUCUGAGUGUGAAGAGGAUGUCGACUCGUCUGUGAGCGCAAUGUACUUGGCACAGGAGGAGGGAUCGUUGAAGUCAGUAUCACAGUCGCAAUCGCUUGAGGAGCAAGAUGAUGGUGAUGUCACAGACUAUGAGCGUAACGCAGAGGAUGAGGAUCUGAAUCCUUUUCAUGUUAGUAAAGUAAAGCGCAAUGAUCAUAUUUCAACUCCUCCUGUAUCAACUAACGUAGUCAAGCAAGAUAUCCAUCGUGACCAAUAUGCUAGUCAGAGACAAACCGUCGCCGCUUUGCUCUCUGAUGACGACAAUGAUCUUUCAUUAAUUGUUGGCAAUGACGACGAUGAUGACGACGAUGAUGACGACGAAGAAGAAGAGGUUGUACUGUUCAAAGGUCGUAGUAACGCUGCAAUUGGGAAACCAACGCCCAGACCAGCACAUUUGAAGACUGCAACUGGUGUCAUUGGUGCGGGACGACGGGGGUCAAUUUCCCCUACGCGAUCAAAUCAGUCUUCGCCUGGUAUGGAUGUGAAUGGGCCAUCCAAGUUCUCCUCAGUCCGCCCGUCACCUACUAUCGAUAGUCCGUUUGGCGGAUUUGAAUUUGACAUGGCUGAUGACUGGCGACACUCUAUUAGCUCACUCCGUUCAUCUCCCACCAGCAAUAUGAGUAGCAGUACUUGGGGUGGUCUAUCAAUCAAUUCAUUGGGCAAUGGCAUGAUCUCUCCUACUGUUUAUGAACCCAAAGACGCGAAUAUUAUUACAGGCUUCACCUCCAUUCCCUCGAGAGGGCCUCCUGGUGUUGCGUCGUUCCCGACAUGUCCGCCCUCAAUCAACCCAUCUGGCUUUUUUGAUGAGGAAUCGUUCUACCAACAUCAGCAGCAGUACUUCAGACCAGGACCAUAUGCUCGACCAAGAAAUCAAUAUCAGACCCAUGCUUUACCCCAACAUCAGCAGGAUAGAUCGUUUAUCCGCGGAGAACACGGCACCACUCAAAACAUGAGGGGCAGCGACUGGCGAUGAGAAAUUAUAGUCGAGUUAAAGCCACAAAUUCGCCAUUUUUUUAUCAUUACAAUCUCUUCGCUUCGCACAACGACAUAUCGUAGCGACCAAUGCGAGUAUUAUUUCUUUUUUUCUUUUUUUUUUUCUUUCACUCUGAACAAGCAGGCAAGGUGAUUAAAUUGACACCUCAGCUGAUGCAUCUAUUUGAGAUUGGAAUAAGUCAAUGAGGCAGGAUGUAUAGACAAGCGCUUUGAAGCCUAUUGGAUUACGGCGAUGCGAAUCUUUUCUCCGCAAUACUCUCCGUCGCUUGAAGAUCAGACAAAUCACUAUAACAAAGUAACAAAGGAAGGAAAACGAACGAAAGCGAGUACAUUAUCUAACAAACGGAUUUGGACAUUAGAUAUCGAAUAUUCAGGACACUCAAAAACACUGACAUCUUGUCUAGUAUCCAUUGACACUUUCAUAUGUCCUUUAUUUUACACAAUCAACGCUCU
Molecule: messenger RNA, 3567 nt
Organism: Lobosporangium transversale
Lineage: Eukaryota; Fungi; Mortierellomycota; Mortierellomycetes; Mortierellales; Mortierellaceae
Exons: 6
Coding region: 353-3094 (913 amino acids)
Biological process (GO): nuclear-transcribed mRNA catabolic process, nonsense-mediated decay
Cellular component (GO): telomerase holoenzyme complex
Molecular function (GO): telomerase RNA binding; protein binding; telomeric repeat DNA binding
Source: RefSeq, a predicted model, not a curated record